CUCCGAAGAACCAGGGAAUGCUGUUACCGGAGCCAAAGCACGUGGCUUCCGCUUCCAGACUGCUCUAAUGCCGUGGUCAGAGUGGAAAGAAUAGGGAUGCACUCUAUCAAAUGUUGCUGGACUCCAACACUUUAGAUUUGAAGUACGAAAAGAAAUCCAUCUGGAAAUCAAACCAUCAGGAUAUACAUGUGUGUCGAAUGAAAGGAAAACAGGAGGAGGAAUGCAGAAACUUUGUGAAGGUUCUUCUUUUCCAUGGAAAAACCCUAUUUGCUUGUGGAACUAAUGCUUUUAACCCCAUAUGUGCAGACUUCAGUCUGUGCACCACCGCUGAUGUGUGUAUAAAGACCAGUGGAGGUACCGCAUACUUCGCCCUUUGCGAGCUGAAUUUGUGGAGCUGUGCCGCCCCAUUCUACAUUAUAUGCUCCCAAGGAUAAGGAUGCACGGAACAAGACCGGACCAGCCUUCUAUGUAGCAUACGAACGAAAAAACGUCCCAGCAUCCAUAGCUUCA
Molecule: messenger RNA, 510 nt
Organism: Bufo gargarizans (Asiatic toad)
Lineage: Eukaryota; Metazoa; Chordata; Amphibia; Anura; Bufonidae
Gene: SEMA6B
Product: semaphorin 6B
Exons: 6
Coding region: 111-434 (107 amino acids)
Biological process (GO): semaphorin-plexin signaling pathway; negative chemotaxis; axon guidance
Molecular function (GO): chemorepellent activity; semaphorin receptor binding
Source: RefSeq, a predicted model, not a curated record